CAACAACAACAACAAUAACAAAACCAAUGUUGCAAACAAGAAGAGGAAGACCCUCUCUUGUUGGAUAUGCAAUGGUCCUCAUCUUAAGAGGGAUUGUCCUUCUAACAACAAGAAGAAGACAAAGAACACACAACCUAGUGUUGUUCAAAACCAAGGUUGAUGAUUCUUGGUGGAUAGAUUCGGGAGCCUCUAGACAUGUGUGCAAUAACAAGGAUUUCUUCAAGUCUUUGAAAGAUUUGGAUGAUGGUCCAAUCUUGUAUAUGGGGAAUGAUUCUACGGUAAAGGCUAGAGGCAUAGGCCAAGUAGAAUUGUUGUUAACCUCGGGAAAGACUUUAACUCUCCGGGAUGUUGUGUAUGUACCGGAAGUUAGGAAGAAUCUUGUGUGAGGUCUCUUGAAUAAGUAUGGUUUUAAAGUUGUUUUUGAGUCGGAUAAAUUUGUACUUUCCAAGGGUGGUAUUUUUGUUGGACAAGGUUUCUUUUGUAAUGGAAUGUUUAAAUUUAGUAUUGAUAAUAAAAUUGGUACUAGUUCUAUUUA
Messenger RNA from Beta vulgaris subsp. vulgaris (sugar beet), 535 nucleotides. RefSeq lists its product as uncharacterized. The transcript is spliced from 2 exons. Bases 27 to 386 code for a protein of 119 amino acids. The record is from RefSeq and is a predicted model, not a curated record. NCBI's taxonomy places the organism in Eukaryota, Viridiplantae, Streptophyta, Magnoliopsida, Caryophyllales, Amaranthaceae.